Messenger RNA from Phialemonium atrogriseum, 1448 nucleotides. Its product is annotated as methionine aminopeptidase 1. Lineage: Eukaryota; Fungi; Ascomycota; Sordariomycetes; Cephalothecales; Cephalothecaceae. The record is from RefSeq and is a predicted model, not a curated record. The transcript is spliced from 5 exons. Gene Ontology annotation, biological process: proteolysis. Gene Ontology annotation, cellular component: cytosol. Gene Ontology annotation, molecular function: metalloaminopeptidase activity. Bases 49 to 1224 code for a protein of 391 amino acids.
CCUCGGUGUUCUCGCUGCAUCACAUCUCAGGAAACGAGCCCCGCCACGAUGGCCGACAAUCCAUCAGAACCAGCAUCCAAGAGGAAAUGCCUAGGGGCAGACUGUGGAAAUGAUACUGGGGAUUUACAGUGCCCGAAAUGUAUGAAGAUGGGCAUUAAGGAUAGCUAUUUCUGCUCCCAAGAUUGCUUCAAGAGGAACUGGAACCAACAUAAAAUCCUACACAAAACAGCGCAAGGCAAGACACAAAAUGUUACCGGAUUUUACAAUCCCUUCCCGACAUAUUCCUUCACCGGCACUGUCCGACCAGUCUAUCCACUUUCUGCGAAGCGCACCGUCCCCAAGUCGAUAACACAACCUGACUAUGCCGAGACUGGCAUACCGAAGAGCGAACGGCGCUUGAACGGGACGAAAGUUGACAUUCUAGACGCCAAGGGGCAGGAGGCAAUGCGCAAGGUUUGCAGAUUAGCUCGACAGGUACUGGACAUUGUCGCUGCAGAACUCAAGCCGGGCAUCACCACAGAUUACCUUGACGAGCUCUGCCACAAAGCUUGCAUAGAACGGAAUUCAUAUCCUUCUCCCUUGAACUAUAAUCACUUUCCCAAAUCGAUGUGUACUUCUCCGAACGAAGUUGUUUGUCACGGAAUACCCGACCAGCGAAUCCUUCUGGAUGGUGAUAUCAUCAAUCUCGACAUCUCAUUAUAUCACGAGGGUUAUCACGCCGAUCUAAACGAAACGUAUUAUGUGGGCGAUCGAGCCAAGGCGGACCCAGACUCGGUCAGAGUAGUUGAAACGGCACGGGAAUGCUUGGACGAGGCAAUUAAGCUCGUGAAGCCCGGCACACCAAUACGAGAGUUUGGCAACGUCAUUGAGAAGCAUGCCAAGGCCAGAAACUGCAGUGUCGUCGCGACCUGGGGUGGUCAUGGCAUCAACACCAAUUUCCAUCCCCCGCCGUGGAUACCUCAUUAUGGCAAGAACAAGGCAGUAGGGGUAUGCAAACCCGGAAUGACUUUCACAAUUGAGCCCAUCCUUGCGCUGGGAAAAUCUCGGGACGUUUAUUGGCCGGAUGAGUGGACAAACGUAACUGUUGAUGGCAAACGGACUGCUCAAUUUGAACACACCUUACUUGUCACAGAAACUGGCGUCGAAGUCUUGACUGCGGCAAACGAAAAUUCUCCAGGGGGCCCAAUACCGAUGCCGACGGCGCAUCCAACUAUGCCUAGUUAAAUGACACAGCACCGCAUGGAGUUCUGAUCAGGUGAAUCUGGUAUGAAAAGAUAGGAGAUUCCCAAAGCCUGUACCACGUCCAGGUAGUCAAUCAAAUCACAAACGGUGUCGUUCUAAUGACUCUAAAGUCGAGAUUUCUAGAGAACGAAGGCCAAAUCGACGGCAUAAUGACAGAAAAGUCCCCAGGAAGUAGGACCAAUUCAAACAUGGCCGAAAGACAAGUG